Mercenaria mercenaria is the source of this 986-nucleotide messenger RNA. Its product is annotated as putative inhibitor of apoptosis. Gene Ontology annotation, cellular component: spindle microtubule; nucleus; cytoplasm. NCBI's taxonomy places the organism in Eukaryota, Metazoa, Mollusca, Bivalvia, Venerida, Veneridae. The transcript is spliced from 4 exons. Bases 102 to 953 code for a protein of 283 amino acids. Gene Ontology annotation, biological process: regulation of cell cycle. The record is from RefSeq and is a predicted model, not a curated record.
UUCAAAGUUGGUUCUGAAAAAAUGGGAAAAAUCUUUUAUAUUUCUACUUCGCGCUAAAGGAAGAAUGCGUCAGUUGGAGGACGAUUUAGUGUCAGACUUACAUGUUCCAUACGCAUCAAGCAGGCCUUUUGUCACGGGAACUGAGUCAAAUACUGGGAUUCAAACCAAUGAGGACCAGAGGGCUGCGUAUUAUGACAGAAAUGAAACACAUCGCAGCCCCGUUUAUAGGUGGGUCUACUCUGCAAUCAUCAAACAAUGAUGCAGCUUCUUCCAGAAGAAGACAUAAAUAUCCUGACUUCCAAAGCAAUCAGCACAGAAUGGAUACAUUUGUUGGUUGGCCUUGUUCUGAAACAAUAGAACCCUUGGUUAUAGCCAAAGCAGGAUUUUUUUAUGCAGGAUACAGUGAUUGCGUAAGGUGUUUCUCCUGCGGGGGAGAACUACGCAAUUGGGAAUAUGGUGAUGAGCCAUGGGAAGAACAUGCCAGAUGGUUUCCAGAAUGCAUGUUCUUAAGAGAGCAGACAGGAGAAAAGUACACCAGGAUCCCUAGCGAACAGCAAGCAGAAAAUGUUAGCAUUGAUAAAAGAUGUAUGGGGCCAGCUAGUGGCGAUCAAUGUGAAAGAAAUGACCCUGUUAGUCAACCAGACAUUCCGGAUCCUAACCUUAUUUACAGGAAUUCUGAUUACGUAUUACCAGAAGAAACAAGUCAGUUUGCCAUUGCUUGUUUAAAUGUCAACACAGCGGAAGAUAAAAAAGUGCUGGAGGAAAACCGAAGACUGAAGGAGCUAAUUACUUGCAAGAUUUGCUUAGACCACGAAGCGUAUAUUGUGUUUCUACCUUGUGGUCAUCUUGUUUCUUGUCAAGAUUGUGCGCGUAUGCUUGAAACAUGUGCUGUUUGUCGGGCUACUAUACAAGGAAAAGUCAUGAUUUUGACAUGUGAUUUACUCAGAAAUUAACUUUGGACUUUUUAUAAUAUUAUACUUAAUUAU